CCCGAAUAAGGGUUUCUUCGUUUUGCCAAAAAAAACUCAGAAUUACAAACCCUAAUCUCACUCCAGCUCAGAAAGAGUGUAGGUGUGUAGGCCCUGCUGAAGAGUUUGAGCUUGGGGAAGCUGGAGAGACAGAGGGAGGAGAGAUGGACGCGAUGAGGAAACAGCUGGAUGUGCUCAUGGGAGCCAAUCGGAACGGCGACGUUACGGAGGUGAAUCGCAAGUACUACGAUCGUGAUGUGUGUCGCAUGUACUUGGUUGGCCUUUGCCCCCAUGAACUCUUCCAAUUAACGAAAAUGGAUAUGGGGCCAUGUCCUAAGGUCCAUUCACUGCAGCUGAGGAAAGAAUAUGAAGAGGCAAGGGCAAAGGGUAUUGAUAACUAUGACAGAGAGUUGGAGGAUGUUAUAGAUCGGCUCAUUGUUGAGUGUGAUAAAAAAAUCAGCAGAGCUCUUAAGCGUCUUGAGGCUGAGGAUGCAAAGGCUGCUAUUGCAAUAUCGGUCUCUGAGGUCACACAGUCACCAGAGAUAAUUGAGUUAUCAAAGCAGAUCAAGGAGAAGUUGAAAGAAGCUGAUAAAUAUGAUCUUGAAGGCAAGACAGAUUUUAAGAUUCAAGCUUUGGAAGAGGUGGAAAAACUUAGAAGUGAAAGAGCAGAGAAGCAGUCUGCACUCCUUUUGGAAGCCUUCAACAAAGAUAGGGCGUCUUUGCCUCAACCAUUGCCAAACCCACCUCCAUUGGCACCCUUGCCUGUACCCACUCCUGAUCCUCGUACCCAGGAAAUGAUUAAUGAGAAGCUGAAGAAGGCAGAGGAUCUUGGUGAGCAAGGAAUGGUAGAUGAGGCUCAAAAGGCUUUGGAAGAGGCCGAGGCACUUAAGAAGCUUCCUGCAAGGCAAGAGCCUACGUUGGAUUCCUCCAAGUAUACUGCUGCUGAUGUCCGCAUUACUGAUCAGAAGUUGCGUGUUUGUGACAUUUGUGGAGCCUUUUUGAGCGUAUAUGACAGCGAUCGACGUUUAGCAGACCAUUUUGGAGGGAAGCUUCAUCUAGGCUAUAUGCAAAUCCGUGAGAAACUCACUGAGCUUCAGAAAAUGGUUAAGCAGGGAUUGCAGAAAAGGAAUGUAGUGAAAAUACUGAAAAUUCAUCAUAUCCUUAGUUGAUUUCUCAUUUUCCAUCAGUUAAUAUAUGAUUAUAAUUUUUUCCCAUUUGAAGGAAAUGGCUCAAACUGAUGGAUUGUGUUAAGUGGGAUAAAUCUAUUGUUUGACCUAUCCUGUCUUUUGGAAGUCCUUAAGUUGGUCUUGUGGUUAUGUUGGUUCUGGUGCUUGUAUAAUGUUUCACAUUAUCCUAUAUAGAUUCCCUGUUAGUAUGCAUCUGUGUGUUUUUCUUACCCGGAGAAGAAUAAUUUCUUAAUUUCCCCCUUUUUAGAUUUGACAGAUGUUGGACUUUAAGACAGAAAUAACUAUGUAAAAAAAAAUUGUCUUAUUCAUAUUGGUGGUGACACUAACCAUGCAUCAUAUCCAGUCUGAUAAUUGUCAAUGCAUGUCAUGCAAUACUAGAAAGUGCUUCCUCUUCUAAUUUUGCCAGGGUGGGCAAAGGAUCAUCUGUUAUGUGCAGCCUGAUUGUGUGGGUUAGAACUAAUUAAGGGUCCCAAUCAUACUGUUUAAAUACAAGCUGGCUUCCUUGAAGGUUGUGCUGUAUUCAAAAGAUUGUCAUGAAUACAUUUUGUUGAAUUCAUUCUAGAACUUGGUUGGCAAUGUUGAUUUGUUAUCGGCAUUAGAAAUUUCUUUGAGAUGUCUGAUUCUGAAAGUCUUGUGCAAUUUGGCAUCUAAGGUGGAAUAAUAGGAAAUCGAGAGGGGAAAAUGCUACAAAAAGACCUAGUAACUUAAAUCCUCUUGAUGUAUUUUAAGGCCAAUUGCUUUUGAAUUUGUGCAGAUUACUUUUUGUGUGCAUGCGUGUGUAUCAACAGUUGCAUGUAUGUGUUGUUGAGAAAGGAGAGUUUGUUUGGAUGCUGUGUAGAGGUAUUUGCAAUGGUUUUGAGCUGCUUUGCUGUUAAAAAAGGUGGCACAUUCCAUUGGGUUCAAUGGAAUAGAGCUUGCUGAUGAUGCCUUCUUUUGUAAAACUUGUUCUGGUUGCCUUUUAUGAAUUCUACUCUUUAGCUCAACUGGAGUGGUAGUUCAUGUUUUAAAGAAUGGCCUUCAUUAAAUUUGUCAGGAAGAGAGAAACAAGCUCCUCAAAGGUGAUCGGUGUGAUGAUCGAAG
This is a messenger RNA of Hevea brasiliensis (rubber tree), 2246 nucleotides long. RefSeq lists its product as uncharacterized. The transcript has 11 exons. The record is from RefSeq and is a predicted model, not a curated record. Gene Ontology annotation, biological process: mRNA splice site recognition. Gene Ontology annotation, molecular function: mRNA binding. Gene Ontology annotation, cellular component: U2-type prespliceosome; U1 snRNP. Bases 144 to 1148 code for a protein of 334 amino acids. NCBI's taxonomy places the organism in Eukaryota, Viridiplantae, Streptophyta, Magnoliopsida, Malpighiales, Euphorbiaceae.